Molecule: messenger RNA, 821 nt
Organism: Gordionus sp. m RMFG-2023
Lineage: Eukaryota; Metazoa; Nematomorpha; Gordioida; Chordodea; Parachordodidae
Exons: 6
Coding region: 38-604 (188 amino acids)
Source: RefSeq, a predicted model, not a curated record
UUUCUUUAUGGAAAGUUUAGAUUCCGCAGCUGUAUAAAUGUUGUCCUUAAUUGUUAUGUGCGUGGGAUCUCCAUUCAAAGGCGCGUUCGGAGUUUGUUGUAAAGGAAAGAAAAAAAAUGCUAAGGUUCCUCCACCUUUACCUAAAAACCCUAAAACAGUUGUAAAAAAUGGCGAUUUUUCUGAAAUAUCUAACGAGACGACUAAAAUUAUCCCAAAGCCAACACCUAAGGUUAUUGCCAACAAACCCUUAGAAAGUGCACCCGAUCUUGAAACAUUGACCGCUGCGCUAAGAAAUGCUAAAGAUCCAAUUCCCAGUAAAAAAUCUCCUCUAACCGAUGACAAGAAAAUAACCAAAUCCAAUGAUCAAAUAAUAAAAAAUGCGCCAGUGCAAAGAUAUUCCCCAACUAAAACGAAUACCAUAUCGGAUUACGAAUAUACUUAUGAAUACGAAGCAAUCCCGGGAAAACCGAAACCAACCCCUAGUUCGGAUUAUGAAUACGAGUAUCUACCCGAAUACGAGUAUGAAACUGUUGCUGGUGAAUACGAAUACAUAACUGGCUCUGAAACAAAUCCUGAUUAUGAAUACCAAUAUGAAUAUUUAUAACUGUAACAAUAAAAAUAUUAUUCGUAUUCUUCUCUAUUCAAUUCUAUCUUAAGCCAUUUCGGGAAACGAUGUAAUCAUUCUAAAAUCCUUCUUGGUAUUCAGUUAUUUCCUGAGGCCUAACGCUUAUCACAACCACUAUUUCCCUGAUGUAAUCAUACUUUUUAUCAGGUAAUUCUUCAACAGUUUUCCAUAGGUUAAUCUUUAAUAUACACUCAAA